Messenger RNA from Pistacia vera, 2595 nucleotides. Its product is annotated as probable LRR receptor-like serine/threonine-protein kinase At5g37450. NCBI's taxonomy places the organism in Eukaryota, Viridiplantae, Streptophyta, Magnoliopsida, Sapindales, Anacardiaceae. The record is from RefSeq and is a predicted model, not a curated record. Gene Ontology annotation, biological process: protein phosphorylation. Gene Ontology annotation, molecular function: protein binding; ATP binding; protein kinase activity.
GUCCAGGAAUUUUAUGUGGAACAAUUUAACCGGCAGCAUACCCAAGGAGAUAGGCAAUCUGAUUACUUUAAAGCUUCUGCUUCUGAGCGGAAAUCAAAUAUCAGGGCCUAUACCAGAUGAGCUUGGUUCUCUUUCUAAUGUAACAAUAUUAAACCUGGACAUUAACAAUAUUUCUGGACCACUGCCAAAAACUUUGGCAAAUAUGACCAGUGCCGGACACUUUCAUUUGAACAACAACUCAAUCAGUGGUCAGAUUCCACCAGAGCUUUCUGCAUUACCUCAACUCUUACACUUCCUGUUGGACAAUAACAACUUAUCAGGGUAUCUUCCGCAAGAAUUUUCCAGGAUGCCAAACCUGAGGAUUUUACAAUUUGAUAACAACAACUUUGAAGGUACCGAGAUUCCAAAUUCUUAUAAAAACAUGCCCAAACUGGUGAAGCUGAGUCUUAGGAACUGCAGAUUGCAAGGAACUAUUCCUGAUUUAAGCAGUGUACCAAACCUUCUUUACUUAGAUCUUAGCUCGAAUCAACUUACCGGAAGCAUACCAACAAAUAAGCUUGCCAACAAUAUCACAACUAUUGAUCUAUCCAAUAAUAUGCUUACUGGACCUAUCCCCUCAAAUUUUUCAGGCUUUACUUUUCUCCAGAGACUGUCACUUGAAAACAAUAAUUUGAGUGGUAGUGUUCCCUCAAACAUUUGGCAGAAUGUUAAUUUUCGUGCAAAUGCGACACUUACCUUGGAUUUCCAGAAUAAUUCGCUUACAAAUGUUUCGGGUACUAUAGAUCCUCCUUCAAAUGUCACCAUUAGGCUUCAGGGCAAUCCUGUUUGUACAAAUGCAAAUGAAUUCAACAUAGUUCAAUUCUGUGGACCCAAUAUCGGAGAUGAUGAGGUUUCUGGAACUUCAAAUAACACUUCUAAUCCUACCUGCCCCCAACAGUCCUGUCCGACAAGUUUGCAUAUGGAAUAUGUCCCAGAAUCACCUGCUUCCUGCUUCUGUGCUCUGCCUCUCGGAGUUGAUGUACGUUUGAGAAGUCCUAGCAUAUCUGAUUUUCGCCCAUACAUGAAUGCAUAUAUGCUUUACGUGACCUCCAGUCUUGGCUUGAAUCGUUAUCAACUACUUAUCAACUCAUUUUUAUGGCAAAAGGGUCCUAGGCUAUUGAUUAGCUUAAAGGUUUUUCCUCAGUAUAUCAAUAGUACUACCAAUGAAUUUAACAAGAAUGAGGUCUAUCGGAUUAUGGACCUAAUUGCUACAUUUACUCUUCCUUUGAGUGAUGUCUUUGGCCCAAAUGAACUGAUCAAUUUUACUCGCCAUGGACCUUAUGCAGCUGUCAUUCUCGAAGAUAAAAAAUCAGGCAUGAGCAAAGGUGCUGUGAUUGGAAUUGUGUUAGGGUCCAUUGCUGGCCUAAUUGCAAUAUCUUUGAUCAUUUUGUUUAUUUUCUACAAAAAGAAAUCAAAACACAAGCAAGAGGUUUCAAAGAAACAGUCAAUUGCAAAAAUUCCAAUCAAAGCUGCAAGUGUCAAGGGAUUUAGUUUCACAGAACUUGAAAAAGCUACCAGUGGUUUUAGUAAGUCCAGUCUAGUUGGUCAAGGAGGCUAUGGAAAGGUUUAUAAAGGCAUUAUGGAUAAUGGCAAAGCUGUGGCAAUCAAGAGGGCACAACAAGGAUCCUUGCAGGGUGAGAGAGAAUUCUUAACUGAAAUAGAAAUUUUGUCGCGUUUACAUCAUCGCAACCUCGUUUCAUUGGUUGGAUACUGUGAUGAAGAAGGCGAGCAGAUGUUAGUAUAUGAGUUUAUGCCUAAUGGUUCUGUUCAUGACCUCCUAUAUGGUAGAUUCCGAAAUCCUUUGAGUUUCGCCAUGAGAUUGCAUAUUGCAUUGGGUUCAGCCAAAGGCAUUAUCUACCUCCAUAAAGAAGCUGACCCACCCAUCAUCCAUAGAGAUAUCAAGGCAAACAACAUAUUGUUGGACUCCAAAUUUACUGCAAAAGUUUCUGAUUUCGGAAUCUCAAAGCUUGCACCAGUUCCAACUAAUUCAGGAGGUGAAGGUCAUGUGUUCACUGUUGUGAGAGGCACCCCAGGCUACCUUGAUCCUUAGUACUUCCUCACUCACUAGUUAACAGAGAAGAGUGAUGUUUAUAGCCUCGGAAUUGUUUUUCUCGAGUUGUUGACAGGAAUGAAGCCUAUUUCUCAUGGUAGAAACAUUGUCCAGCAGGUGAAUUCAGCAUGUCAAUCUAGGAUGAUUUACUCUGUGAUAGACAACGGCAUGGCAUACUCUUCCGAAUGCCUCACAAGAUUUAUGGCAUUAGCCCUCAAGUGUUGUGAGAAUGAGACAGAGCGUAGACCUUCAAUGCUGGAAGUUGUGAGAGAAUUAGAGAACCUAUCUUCAAUGCUUCCAGAAUCAGAAACUAUCCAAACAUAUUCAGAUAUCUCAGCCUUAGGAUCCUCAGGAAUCCCCACAUCAUCUGUCUAUUCUGGAAGAAACUCAUACGUGUCUGGUGACUUUCCUGAAGCUGGAAGCGACCUUGUUAGUGGUGUUGUCCCCACCAUCAAGCCUCGCUGAUUCCCACCAGUUUCUUUAUGGAACUUUAAUAUCUAGAAUCA